Raphanus sativus (radish) is the source of this 859-nucleotide messenger RNA. Its product is annotated as SWR1-complex protein 4-like. Gene Ontology annotation, molecular function: transcription corepressor activity. Gene Ontology annotation, cellular component: NuA4 histone acetyltransferase complex; nucleus; Swr1 complex. Gene Ontology annotation, biological process: chromatin remodeling; negative regulation of transcription by RNA polymerase II; DNA repair. Lineage: Eukaryota; Viridiplantae; Streptophyta; Magnoliopsida; Brassicales; Brassicaceae. Bases 1 to 711 code for a protein of 236 amino acids. The transcript has 9 exons. The record is from RefSeq and is a predicted model, not a curated record.
AUGGUCCUGUCCCAGAGUAGACACCAGGAGAAGAAAGAUGCUGAGAUUCUUGCUGAGGCUAAGAGAAUCACAGAGAUGCGUUUGGCUGCACGUGUAACGUGCGGCAGAUCUGAUGUUGAUGUGUCUGGGAAUGAGAAUGUCGGUCUUGAUAAAGCUGAUGGAGGUCCAGGGUGUAGUGUAUCUCCAUCUUCCAAUUCUCAGCUUCCUGCAACUGCUGUGGCUCCUUCAACACUAACAAUGGCAGAUUAUACCUCUACUCUUGCUUCUCUGCGCAUGCUUCAUGUGUACUUGAGAACCUAUGGACUCGAACAAAUGGUCCAAGCUGCAAGCUCUGCUGUUGGUCUUCGAACGAUCAAACGCGUUGAGCAGACUCUGCAAGAUCUUGGGGUUAAUCUAAAGCCAAAGGUUCCCACAAAAACUGUAUGUGAUGAGCAUCUUGAAUUACGAAAAGAAAUUCUUACACUACUAAACCUUCAGAAGCAGCUACAGUAUAAAGAAUCAGAAGGAUCAUCACACCGUGAAGGGACAUAUGCCGCAAUGCCAGACACUCCAAAGGAUCGUGUUUUCGCAUCGGAGCCAUUCAGUUUUGGAGGAGUUUCAGCUGACAGACCAAUCAAGAAGGAACCAAAGCGCAAGGGUCCUGGAAGACAGGCAGACACUCCUUCACCAGCUCAUAAACGGCCUAGAAAAUUGAAAGCAUCUGAUCUCUAAAAAUGUUGUCUCGGUGCACUUCUGAUUCCCCCUAUUUUCAUUUGCAAGAUUUAUUUCAGUCUGAAGCUUUGUACUAUUUUCAGUUUCUUUAAUUAUGUAGAAGAGAAUACGAAGUUAAUGCGUUAGUAAAUUAAAAGUUGAAAACCAA